This is a messenger RNA of Cinclus cinclus, 1501 nucleotides long. It is a transcript of the gene NHERF4, whose product is annotated as NHERF family PDZ scaffold protein 4. Lineage: Eukaryota; Metazoa; Chordata; Aves; Passeriformes; Cinclidae. The transcript is spliced from 10 exons. Gene Ontology annotation, molecular function: protein-membrane adaptor activity; signaling receptor binding. Gene Ontology annotation, cellular component: apical plasma membrane. Bases 1 to 1263 code for a protein of 420 amino acids. Gene Ontology annotation, biological process: protein localization to plasma membrane. The record is from RefSeq and is a predicted model, not a curated record.
AUGAAGCAAACAAAAGGGCUCGAGGGAGACAAGAUGUCCAUCAUAAAAUUUGAAUUUAACCCCAAAGUUGGGAUCGACAACCCUGCCUUGACACUGACUGAGGACACGGACGGCGAGGGCGUGGGGGAGCCCCGCUUCUACCUCCUGACCAAGGAGAACACAGAGACCUUCGGCUUCUGCCUGCAUGAGGAGCUGGUCUGCCCUGGCCAUGUCAUCCGGCAGAUUGAGAUGGGGGGGGUGGCCCAGCGCAGGGGGCUGCAGGACGGGGACCGGCUGCUCCAGGUCAAUGGCCACUUCGUGGACCACAUGGACCACCUCAGGGUGGUGCAGAAGAUCAAGGCCAGCGGGAACCAGGUCCUGCUGGCGGUGCUGGACGGUGACUCCUACGAAGCAGCCAAAUCCCUGGGCAGGGACCUGUCCCAGAUGCUGCCGGGUGACAUCCGCCCGCGCCUCUGCCACAUCACCAGGGACAAAUGCGGCUUUGGCUUCACUGUGUCGUGUCCAGAAGGCACCAAGGGCACCUUCCAGCUGUCGGUGCUGCAGGACGGGCCAGCCGACAGAGCAGGGGUGCCACCGGGCUCCUGGCUGCUGGAGCUGAACGGGGAAAGUGUGAAGAGCUACUCCCACACUCAGCUCACCAAAAAGCUGAAGCAGAGCGGCAACAAGGUGACGCUGCUGGUGGCAUCCAGCGCCGUGGAGGAGUUCUAUCGCCUGCGGGGCCUGCGGGUCACGGCUGCCUUGGCAGACACCUCCAGGCUGCCCUUCAAGGUCCGGGAGCUGCACCUGGUGAAGGGUCCUGCUGGCUACGGGUUCCUGCUCAAGGAGGAUGACUGCAGCUCGGGAGGAGUAGGCCAGUUCCUGUGGGAUGUGGAUGCGGGGCUGCCGGCUGAGCAGGCAGGGAUGAAGGAAGGGGACCGUGUGCUGGCAGUGAACGGAGAGAGCAUCGAGGGGUUGGACCACGAGCAGACCGUGGACAGGAUCCGCGCCCGGGAGAACCAGGUGACACUGCUGGUCAUCGACCCUGCUGCUGAUGAGUUCUACCACUCGAUUGGGCUGUCCCCCCUGCAGUUCUUUGAGGACAGUGACGCUGCCUCAGGCUCCUGCACGCCCUCCCUGCCCUCUCGGAGUGGCUCCCCUGUGCUGUGUGACGUUGAGGUGGGACCCAAGGGACCUGUGUCCUGGCUGAUGGCUGCUGCCAACAGUAUAGAGAUCAUACAGAGCCAGCGCCAGGAGGAACAGACGAAGCUGUGCCAGGCAUUCUAACAGCCCGGGAGCCUCUGGACAGGCUCUCCCACACAGCACCUCCACCCUGGCCACGUCCGGCCCCUCGGGCCUCAGCACUGCUCAGCAUGGAUCCUUCACAUACAGCUCCUGUGUCUCCAUGCCUGGCUCACAGCAUGACACUCCCAGGGACUUGUCUCUGCUCACCGAGGCUGGCUCAGAGCUUUUACCAACCACAAUGGCAGCUCCUUGCAACCUGACCACAGAACUGUGUCUUUGC